Striga hermonthica is the source of this 2298-nucleotide messenger RNA. The record is from the annotation of a GenBank genome assembly. Lineage: Eukaryota; Viridiplantae; Streptophyta; Magnoliopsida; Lamiales; Orobanchaceae.
AUGGAUGCUUUCAGGGGAAGGAGCCAGACAACAAAGGGCAUAUGGAUAGCCAAGGCCGUUGGCAUUGAGCCAUUCACAGUUGUCAUGGACUUGGAGGGUACAGAUGGCCGUGAAAGGGGCGAGGAUGAUACUACGUUUGAAAAACAAAGUGCGCUGUUUGCUCUAGCAGUUGCAGACAUUGUCCUCAUAAACAUUUGGUGCCAUGAUAUUGGUCGGGAGCAGGCAUCCAAUAAGCCCCUUCUAAGAACUGUUUUUGAGGUCAUGAUGCGCCUGUUUAGUCCUCGUAAAACAACACUUCUCUUUGUCAUACGUGACAAAACAAAGACCCCAAUCGAAUAUUUGGAGCCUAUUUUGAGAGAGGAUAUACAUAAGAUAUGGGAAAAAGUUCCUAAGCCCAUGGCAUACAAGGACACUCCUCUCAGUGAAUUUUUUAAUAUGGAAAUUACUGCCUUGCCCAGCUAUGAGGAGAAGGAAGAACAAUUUAUAGAACAGGUAGUAGCCCAACUUAGGCAGCGGUUUUUCCACUCAAUAUCACCUGGAGGGCUUGCUGGUGAUAGAAGAGGUGUCAUCCCUGCUUCUGGAUUUUCUUUUAGUGCAGAGCAUAUAUGGAAAGUUAUCAGAGAAAAUAAGGACCUUGACCUUCCUGCUCAUAAGGUACACAUUUAUGUCCAGCGUGAAAAGAGUACUCUGGAUUUUUCUUUGUUUUCUGAACCAUGCUACUUUUUUCAGAUCAUGGUUGCUACUGUUCGGUGUGAAGAGAUUGCCAACGAGAAGUUCAAUUGGUUGGCGUCUGAUAAGGAUUGGCUGGCUAUUGAAGAAGCUGUACAAACUGGAGCUGUUUCAGGCUUCGGGAAAAGUAUAAGCUCAAUCUUGAAGAAUUACCUCUCCGAAUAUGAUAUGGAAUCUACAUAUUUCGAAGAAGAUGUGAAAAAUGCUAAACGCCAAUAUCUGGAGUCUAAAGCAUUGCAGUUGGUCCAUCCCGCUUAUGUUGCCAUGUUGGGCCAUCUACGUUCAGGUGCAUUUCAAGGCUUCAAGACAAGGCUUGAACAACUUUUGGGUAGAGGAGAACCAUUUGCUGCAUCCGUUAAUACAUUUUAUUAUCUGCUCUAUAAUGUCUUUUCAAUUUUAGAUGUUGCCAUAGAGCAAGCUAAUUGGGAUGCUUCAAAAGUACGUGAAAAGCUUAAUCGUGAUAUUGAAGCUCAUGUUUCUCAUGUCCGUAGUGAGAGAUUGUCACAAAUAGUAGCUGAGUUUGAGGAACGACUUUCUGCAGCACUCAUCGACCCACUAGAGGCCCUUUUUGAAGGUGGUGGGGCAAAUACAUGGGCUUCUAUCAGAAAUCUUGUGAAGCGCGAGAGCAAUAAAGCUUCAUCUUCCUUUUUACGUGCGAUUGCUGGUUAUGAGUUGGAUCAGUCAACUGUUGACAAAAUGGUGAAUAAUUUGAAGGAAUAUGCGAGAAAGUUGGUGCGGAACAAAUCUAAAGAGGAGGCAGGAAAAGUUCUUAUUCGCAUGAAAGAUAGAUUUGCUAUUGUCUUUAACCAUGACAAGGACUCCAUGCCGAGGGUUUGGACAGGAAAAGAAGACAUUAGAGCAAUCACUAAGGAGGCCCGCUGUGAGUCUCUGAAGUUGUUGGCUACAUUGGCUGCUGUAUGGUUGGAGGAAAAAAUGGAUAAUAUAGAAAAUGCGCUUUAUUGUGGACUCAUGGAGAACACAGAAAUUAUGCCAUCUCUGGCUAUGGAUGCUGUAGUUUCUGGCAGUCCUCUUGCUUCUAGCACAUGGGAAGAGGUCCCCCCAGAAAAUACUUUGAUCACACCAGUUCAGUGCAAAGCCUUGUGGAAACAGUUUAAGGCCGAAACAGAGUACACAGUCACCCAAGCAAUUUCAGCGCAGGAGGCAUACAAGCGAAGCAACAAUUGGUUACCUCCACCUUGGGCUAUCCUUGCAAUGAUUGUUCUUGGUUUCAAUGAAUUCAUGCUACUUUUAAGGAACCCUCUAUACCUCCUUGUGAUAUUUGUCACGUUCUUGCUCGGGAAAGCCGUUGCUGGGCUUAUAGCCCUCUCGACAAGAUUCCUUCCAACUGUCAUGAAUAUAUUGAGUAGACUUGCUGCUGAAGGCCACGAACAAGCACCAAAUACAAAACACCGCGAUUCUCAGAGUUUCAAGAAUCAACAGCCACAAUCAGAUUCCGAAUCGAGUUCAGUACCAGAUUCAUCUGUCUCGACUGAAACUAGUUCGGAAUACUCGAGCCCCCAGGUUAGACACAGAAGAUCAGCUCAUACACAAGAAUUUCAAAUCUCUUGA